Molecule: messenger RNA, 2628 nt
Organism: Ustilago hordei
Lineage: Eukaryota; Fungi; Basidiomycota; Ustilaginomycetes; Ustilaginales; Ustilaginaceae
Exons: 1
Coding region: 1-2628 (875 amino acids)
Biological process (GO): dephosphorylation
Cellular component (GO): nucleus
Molecular function (GO): phosphatase activity
Source: RefSeq, a predicted model, not a curated record
AUGGCUCAAUCAGCAGUACAGCAGCCUUCCCUCUCUCCUACCCUCUCGCCACCUCUUUCGCCCGCCGGCGGUAGCGUCACUGCUAUCAUCCAGUCUCCCACUUCAGAGAUGUCAAGCAAAGCGACGCUCACUCUCAAUGGACACCCAUCAUCUACCCCUCAUCACACCCAGCAAAUCAAACAGGCUCGCAAACAAGCCAACCCAAACGGCCAUACUUCCGAUCGCAAUGGCACCCGCCAUCGACCCUCCUCUAGCAGGCACAUCAACGGCAAUGGUCACCAUCACCACACCGUAAACAAGCGCGUAGAAGCAGCUAACGAUUCUACAAUCGCCAAAGCACCUCGCGCCAGCUUCUCGAUCGCUACCAAGCCACAAGACCGAGACCCUAGCCUGCUGCGUCAACCACCGCAAUUCAAAGGCUUUGACAGCUUGAGCAGCUAUCAACUCGAUCACAACGGUCGCAUUCCCGCCAGCGAAUACAACUACAUUCAACGUGAUAAGCUUGUUGCUAGUGCACAGCAGUCGGCAAUUCGUUCGGGUAACCUUCAUUGGGUCGCACUCAUGGAUCUCGCUCACCUCGCCUCGCAACAUCACACGAGCCCGUAUAGUAUGAUCAAGUUUGGCCCUCGUGGCUCCCCCUUUGCAUACAUCCCCAUCACAUUGCAACAGCCAGAGGUUGUCGAAAACACGAUGCUGCGACAAAGGGAGGAAGAGCUGCAAGCCAAAGCUUGGUUGAUCGCAAAACAUCAACAGAGGCUUGGUCACGCGACCUUGAAUGGUGCCACGCCCAUGGACAGCGAUGACCAUCUUCCUGUGCUAAGCUUGCCUCCUGAAAAUUUCAAGCAAACCAAUGGUGCAUCCAAUGCAACCAACGGAUCUUUAUCAAACGUCGGCACAAAACGACCUGCUUCGCUUACCACACCUCCCGAAAGUCGUGCCAGAACCCUCCUCCGCACUGAUGUCGACCUCAAGAACCGUCAGGUCGAACGCGAUCUCCGUGAGGCAAUGACUGAUUCUAUCGAUGCUAGCCCUUCUCCACCGACCCAAGUGCUCGCGCCUCGCUCACGAGAAGCGUCCUGCUCGAACCAAGGCGUCGACCUCACGCCGCCCAAGCCCGAAGAGACAAGGAUGGUCGAGAUUGGCAACUCGACAACAGAGCGCAAGGGUGCCAAUGGAAGCACACAGCACACCGAGCAGAUGGCCGAUGAGCUCAUGACCUCUUCUCAAGCUGGUAGCAACGUCGAACUUGGCGGACCUAUGGACAAAGAAUGUACAAUGGCACAAGAGAUGGAGGAAGCUGAUGCGACCAAGAAGCCUGCUCAUCUCAACGGCACGCCUUCCAAAGAUGCCUCACUUGGACCUCUCAACCACACCGAAAGCAACUCUCACGCCAAUGGCAAUGUCAACGGCGACGGCAACGGCAACGGCCACAGCAACGGUUUCGACACUGAACAACAGCACCAACAACACCAACAACACCAACUCGCAAUGAAAACCUCAGACACGCACCCAAUCCACAUCUCUCCCAUCCUCCCCGAUGAUCUUCUCUCCGAUGUCGGUCGACGCCUCCACUCCAUCGCCGAGCACCAAGUCGUCCAACUCGGCUCUAGCAACGGCGACUCCUCCACCCCCCUCUCCCACCAAGCCGCCAUCACCGCCGCUACCAAAAAGUACUUCACCGAACACUCCCGAGAACAAAUUGAAGGAGACCGUCUCAUCCGGCUCCGCAACAUGCUCGACAUUGCUUCCAUCACCGCCACAGACGCUAGCGCGGACUAUCUUUCCCAACCCCAACUCGCCGAGCAAGCGUCCAAAGAGAAGGCCCUUACUCUAUCCUCUUCUCGAGAUGGGGAGGGUAAAGAUGGGGUGGCAUCUAGCAUCACCGGUCCUUCCAUCGGCAACCUUCUACUCUCUUCCUGUCCGGGGAAGAAAGUCCGCCUUUCGGGACCUGUUCGCGGACGAGGUGCAAUCUGUCGCGAUCUAGGACUGGACUUGGACCGAAUCUUCAGCAUUGGCGUUGGAGCGGUGGUAUGCUGCUUGAACGAUGAAGAGUUAUCCUACCUCGGAGCACCAUGGUCUGAAUAUGAACGUGAAGCAGAUCGAUUAGGACUUGCCAUUUACCGUCUUCCCAUGGCAGAAGGUUUUGCGCCAACCAACGUGCAAGAAAUGGAUGCGGUAAUGACUUGUAUCGUCACUGAUUGCACUAUGCGUGGUACAAGCGUCUUGGUUCAUUGUAGAGGUGGAGUGGGGAGAGCCGGCUUGAUUGCUUGCGCUUGGUUGUUGAAGAUGGGCUUUGUCGGUCAAGGUAGCAAAGAAGCAGUUGACACAGGCAAUGUAAAAGUGGGUGGGGGCAUAGGUUCAAGUAAAGAAGUGGUCAAGGGAACUACAAGUACAGAAUCGCACCAUGCGAUACUAAACCAAGAGGCAAUGGAACAAGGUGUCAAUGGAGAAGAAGAAGCGGAAGCAGAAUGCCAUGCCAUUCUGGAUACCGUAAAAUGUCUAAUUGAGACGAUAAGGAGGAGGAGAAGUCCAAAAGCGAUAGAAACGGCAGAACAGGUCAGAUUUUUGGUCGAAUACGUUACUUAUCUGCAUCGACAGGAACGCUUCAAGGCUUCACAUGGUCGUUGA